Molecule: messenger RNA, 2068 nt
Organism: Gamsiella multidivaricata
Lineage: Eukaryota; Fungi; Mortierellomycota; Mortierellomycetes; Mortierellales; Mortierellaceae
Product: Calreticulin family-domain-containing protein
Exons: 4
Coding region: 143-1888 (581 amino acids)
Biological process (GO): protein folding
Cellular component (GO): endoplasmic reticulum membrane; endoplasmic reticulum
Molecular function (GO): calcium ion binding
Source: RefSeq, a predicted model, not a curated record
CGUAUAUAAUAUAUCAAUAUAUCGUGGACAAUAUAAACGUUCCCUUUUGUUCCUUCGUUUUCUCUUUCCACAACUCAUUCCAUUGCACCUUCAUUCAUUUCACAGCUUCAACCGCCCUUGACCACCGUUCUCUUCAUUCACAAUGACUCGCAUCUCCCUGGGUCUCGUCAGUCUCCUGGCACUGUCCUCGGCCGUGAGCAUGGUCUGCGCGCACGAGGGACACGAACACGACCAGACGAAGUUCAACAUGCCUGGCGACAGAAACUACAGCCCAAAGGACUCUGUCGAACUCCCCGAGUUCAAGCCCACAACGAUCAAGGCACCCUUCCUGGAGCAGUUCGCCCAGAACUGGUCCGGCCGCUGGACUCCAAGCGAGGCCACUAAGAAGACAACCUCUGAGGGCGAAGUCUUCAGCUACGUUGGCAAAUGGGCCGCCGAAGAGCCCACUGUCUACCCUGGCUUCAAGAACGACCUUGGUCUCGUUGCCAAGACUCCGGCCGCUUACCAUGCCAUUUCAGCUUCACUUCCCGAAGUUGUUGAUAACGAAGACAACACUCUCGUCGUCCAGUACGAAGUCAAGGCCCAGAAUGGACUGGAGUGUGGCGGUGCAUACAUGAAGCUCCUUACAGAUUCUCCUGAAGGCAUCAAGUUCAAGGAGUUCUCUAGUGAGACCCCCUAUACCAUCAUGUUUGGACCCGAUAAGUGCGGAAACACGAACAAAGUCCACUUCAUCUUCCGUCACAAGAACCCCAUCACCGGAAAGUACGAGGAGAAGCAUCUCCAGUCUGCGCCCUUGUCCAAGUUGAACCACUUCAGCAACCUUUACACCUUGAUCGUCAGACCUGAUCAGACCUUUGAGGUCAGAAUCAACAAUGACAUUGCAUCUUCAGGAUCACUCUUGGAGAACUUCCAGCCUCCCGUCAACCCACCCAAGGAAAUUGAUGAUCCCAACGACAAGAAGCCCGAUAACUGGGUCGAGGAGGCCAAGAUCCCUGAUCCUAAGGCAACCAAGCCUGACGACUGGGAUGAGGAUGCUCCUGCUCGCAUCCUGGAUGAAAAGGCCAAGAAGCCACGUAACUGGUUGGAGGAUGAGGUGCCCGAGAUUCCUGACCCUGAGGCAGUUAAGCCUGAGGACUGGGAUGACGAGGAGGAUGGCGACUGGAUCGCGCCAUCAAUCCCCAACCCCAAGUGCCAAGACAACGGAUGCGGCAAGUGGACUCGCCCCUACAUCUCCAACCCUGCUUACAAGGGCAAGUGGACCCCCCCUCUGAUCGACAAUCCCGACUAUAAGGGCCCAUGGGCACCUCGCAAGAUCCCUAACCCUGGCUUUUAUGAGGAUCUGCACCCCUCCAACUUUGACAAGAUUGGAGCUGUUGGAUUUGAGAUUUGGACGAUGCAGAAGGAUAUCCUGUUCGACAAUAUUUACAUCGGACACUCCAUUGCUGAUGCAGAAGCGUUGGCUGCCGAGACCUGGGAGAUCAAAUAUGCCACGGAGAAGAAGCAGGAGGAGAUCGCGAACCCCAAGCCCAAGAGCCAUGGCGGAAUUCCCGAGUUCAAAGAGGACCCCGUGGGCUUUGUUGUCGGCCAUCUUCGUGAUUUUAUCGAGCUUGUGCGCGAGGAUCCCAUGAACGCGAUCCAUAGCCGCCCUGUGGUUGCAGCAUCAAUUGCAGCGGUUGUCGGUGUUACAUUUGGAUUGGCCUUGAUUAUGGUCGGCUUGUUGACGGCGGCACCCAAGACCUCUGCCAAGGCAGCAGCCAAGGCUAAGAAGACGGAUGAGGCGACAGCCGACGACGAUGAAGGCUCGAAGAUUGUGAACGAGGAUGAUGCAGAGUUCAAGGAGGAGCCUAUCAUCCGCAAGCGCACGACCGUCAUUGAGGAUGAUGAGUAAAUUGAUUUUUACCUCUCAUCUUUUUUAUUACCUUUAUACUCUGUUUUCUAUCUUCAGUUUUUACUUCCCCUCCCCCCCCUCCCCCAUGGCAUAAUGCGCAGUUCUCUGUGCUAUCUUAUAUCCGAUUCAAAUAAACACAUCAGUUGGCCCCAAAAGCCCACUCCUUGAAUAAUAUGAAAG